CAAAUUCCGGGCAGCCCUUUGUGGUCCAAUCUUGUCCCCAAGAUGCAUCCAUAUCCGCCAUGUCUCAAAAUGUUGGUCCCUUCUCUGGUGAUCUUCACGUCUUUCAGCCAACUCCUUGCGCUGGAGCCGCCCGAGCCGCUGGAGUCGGAUCCCAGCUGCUGGUUGCAACGCAGUGAGCCCGCCGGAGCCGGGCAAGCCUUGGAGUUGUUGGGCUCAAACCGCUCGGCGUCGAAGAAGAAGAAGAUUGAUGAGCUACGGGACAACUUGAAAGCUGAGGAAGAGAAGCUCAAAGCAAUGAAAACAGAGUUGAGAAAAUUGAGAAGGUCUGGGGAUUGUCCAAGUGGAGGAGAGUAUUUGACCUUCACCUCUAUAGACAAUUCCGGCGACUUCGUGUUGAGCAACGGUGCGAAGGGCCAAAUCUCCAUCAAUACUCAGAGCUCUUUCCCUGGCAGCGAAGAUUGCAAUUCCGCAAUUCUCGUUGAUGGCUCCGCUGUGCCAGCGAGAUCGGUUUUUGGAGUUCCACCAGUACUAUGCAAUUUGAGCAAUACUCCAGGCAUUUUUGUGUCGGUGGAUUUCACGGAUCCUCCAACGCUGAAUGUCUCUUCGGCCAACAUCACCUUCUUGGGAAAUACUUCCGAAUUUGGUUAUGAUGUCGCGAAAGAAAUCGGUGGGUCUCCUAUCCGUGGGAGUCAGACAAUUAUUGAAGGAGACAACAUUCUGGAUCUUAGCGCUGUCGUCCCCCCACCUGAACUUGGGGGGGUCAACUUUUUCACGGGCACAGACCGAGAUGAUGUUAUAUUGUUCAAAAUAAAUGGCUUCACACUGUGUGGCACCCAAGCAGUGGUUGUCGGAGACCCGCAUAUCAAAACGCUGGACGGAAGACACUACAUCAUGAUGAGCCAGGGCACCUUUUCAAUAUGGAGGUACUCGGGCGUGAAAGCCGAUGUUCCGAAAUUUCAAAGCGAAUCCUCGACAAGCAUCGAUGUAGACUGGCAGGUGUAUGCGCAUUAUAGUAGCCAGCAGUCCUACACCAGAGGCUUGCUGCUCCUGGACAAGUCGGGUGGCUCGCUGCAUCAGUCGCUGGAAAUCACCUCCGUUGACUGCAAGUGGAGGGCUAAAGGCCCCACUGGCUGGUCUCCAGUAGGAAAGAAAGAGAUGGCUGCACUUGAGCAAAUUCCCUUCGCGACAGGCUUCGAAUUCCAUUCUAAAAACAAGACGAAUCGCGUAUCCUUUGUGAUGAUCAAGCAGGGCAUGAAGACAGAAGUGGCCACGCUGAGUGUUAGCUGCCGGCAGGGGCGUUACAUCAACUUGGUCUUUGACAUGAAACACGCUUCAGAUGUUCGUUUCGUCGAUGGGGAGCUGCGUGUGGCUCGCAACACGCCGGUCUCGACCUUGCAAAUGACAGACAGUGAAGCGUUCGGUGUUGAAACUUCUUGGAAAGACCUUCGAGGGAGCGAGCUAGCAUCUGCCUACCUGAAGGAAGCUGAUGCGACGAAUGGACUGAGCUUGCUCCAGACCUGCGAGGAUGCGGAGAUGUCCCAUGCCAUGGAUCUUUGCUCCAAGCACUUGGGUGCUGAAUUGCAGCGGGCCGAUGGUCCAGACGGCGACUUCUUCAACGAUUGCGUUUUUGACGUUUGCCGUGGUGGGGAGGUGGCUGCUGAACUGGCUGCUGAACUCCUUGCGGCCAGGCGCUCGCCCUGAGCAACAGGUUGGACCGCCAGCCUGCCAGAAGUUUCGCACGUAAACGGGUAGCCUGUCCAUAUUGUUUCUGACAGUGUCUUUACGAUCUUGUUG
Molecule: messenger RNA, 1794 nt
Organism: Cladocopium goreaui
Lineage: Eukaryota; Dinophyceae; Suessiales; Symbiodiniaceae
Source: the annotation of a GenBank genome assembly